GAGGUCGGCUGCUGCUCUCCCCAAAAAAUUUGACCGGCUUUGGCAGGAAGGAAACCGCCUCGACGCCGUCCAAGUGAAGCGACCAACCCACCACCUGCUCGAUCGAUCGCCGGCGAGGCAGAUGGCCACGACGCUGACGCCGACGCAGCGGUACGCGGCGGGGGCGCUGCUGGCGCUCGCGCUCCGCCAGGCCCAGAUCCACCAGUCCGUGCUCCUCGGCGCCCACGAGGACGACGCCGAGGAAGGGCGCGCCAGCAGCAGCAGCAGCAGCAGCUCCUCCUCCGGCAGCGCCGACGCCGACCUCUGGACGCACGACUCCCACGGCCUCCUCCGCCCCGUCUUCAGGUUCCUGGAGAUCGAUCCCAAGGCGUGGUCGGGGCUGGAGGAGACGGCGGCGUCGUCCGAGGCCAAGCACCACAUCGGCGCGUUUCUGAGGAUAAUAUUUGAAGAGGAUGGCGAAAGCUCUUCAGACAGAUCCCUUCAAGAGCUUGCCUUGGCAAAAGGAGUUGAUGUGAUGGUAAUGAGUUUGGGCAAUGAUAGGGAAGUGGAUGACACAAUUAAACAGGGGGAUCAGGAUGCUUUGCCUUGCAGCUCUGGAACAGAUAAAUCCCCAGGGGAGAGCUCUCAUGAUGACUUGUUAGGAAUCAAUGAAUUGUCCUUAGAUGAUAUUCCUGCUAACAAUCACCGCAAGAUGGCAUUGCUAUAUGCUCUUCUCUCGGCCUGUGUGGCUGAUAAACCUGUAUCACAAGAGGAAGAGGACAGAAAAUCAUCCCGCUUCAGGAAGGGUUAUGAUGCUCGGCAUCGUGUCGCUCUUCGACUGCUAUCAACAUGGCUUGAUGUUAAGUGGAUCAAAAUGGAAGCAAUUGAGGUUAUGGUUGCAUGCUCUGCCAUGGCAGCAGCAAAAGAACAGGAACAAUCACAAGAAAGAGCAUCACCCAAGAGUAAAUGGGAAAAAUGGAAACGUGGAGGAAUAAUUGGUGCAGCUGCGUUGACUGGAGGAGCAUUGUUGGCUAUAACUGGGGGUCUAGCUGCUCCAGCAAUUGCUGCAGGGUUUGGUGCUCUUGCUCCAACGCUGGGCACUCUUGUCCCUGUUAUAGGAGCUAGUGGAUUUGCUGCUAUGGCUACCGCUGCAGGAUCUGUUGCUGGCUCUGUGGCAGUUGCUGCAUCGUUUGGAGCUGCUGGAGCUGGCUUGACGGGGAGCAAAAUGGCCAGAAGAAUUGGGAGCGUGAAAGAAUUUGAGUUCAAACCUAUUGGUGAAAAUCACAACCAGGGUCGCCUUGCAGUUGGCAUCUUAAUUUCUGGAUUUACUUUUGAUGAGGAUGACUUUUGUCGACCUUGGGAAGGAUGGAAGGAUAACCUAGAGAGGUACAUCCUUCAAUGGGAGUCUAAGCAUAUAAUUGCAGUGAGUACAGCAAUACAGGAUUGGCUGACAUCAAGACUUGCCAUGGAAUUGAUGAAGCAAGGUGCAAUGAGAACAGUAUUAAGUGGCCUUCUUGCAGCUUUCGCAUGGCCAGCCACACUACUUGCGGCUACAGACUUUAUUGAUAGUAAAUGGUCUGUUGCUAUUGACAGAUCAGAUAAGGCAGGAAAAAUGCUCGCUGAAGUGCUUCUCAAGGGAUUGCAAGGAAAUAGGCCUGUGACUCUCAUUGGAUUUUCACUUGGUGCACGUGUUAUAUUUAAGUGUUUACAGGAAUUAGCUUUAUCGAGUGAUAAUGAGGGACUUGUUGAGAGGGUUGUUCUCCUUGGUGCUCCAGUUUCGGUGAAAGGUGAGCGGUGGGAGGCUGCGAGGAAGAUGGUCGCAGGAAGAUUUGUGAAUGUAUACUCCAGAGAUGACUGGAUUCUUGGUGUUACUUUCCGUGCAAGUCUGCUUUCCCAAGGGUUGGCCGGCAUCCAGAACAUUGAUGUUCCUGGUGUUGAAAAUAUCGAUGUUACUGAGCUUGUUGAUGGCCAUUCGUCUUACCUAUCGGCAGCACAACAAAUACUGGAGCAUCUUGAACUAAAUACCUACUAUCCUGUUUUUAUUCCCCUGAGUGCAGCCAGCGAAGAAACGGAUAUAAUAGUAACAUAGUACUCCCUCUAUGUUUUUCACGACGGUGUUAAUUUUUAUGUUUGUGUUUGAUCAUUCGUAAUAUGGCGUACUUUUUCGUGGACGAUAAAAAAGGUCUACAAAAAACAUGGAGGGGGUAUAAGAUUGUGACUUGCAGGACCGAAGAAAACUGUAUAUAGAGAACAAAAAUGUAACAGCUGAGAUUGUAAACCAGUCAGCCUGAGGCCAAUGUGCCGUGGCGCUGGUUGGUGAGGCUCUGCCAUUUCGUGAAUCGCUUGGAUAUCUUAAACAUCGAGCAAAAUAUGCUUAUGGUUAUAUACCCAACAGUAUCUAGGUAUUACACAUGCGAGAAAGAAGAAUAAGGAUUAACGCGACAAGCCUACAACUUAUGUUAGAGCCCGAAUCAGCCUGGAAAUCUGGAAUAUUAUACCAGAAAUAGGCCCAAAGAGAGCGCCAUAUAUUUAGUUAGAGAUACAUUUAUUACAGAUGUGACAUAUUGCCGCACAACUGUCUAUAGCCACAAAAUGGA
Oryza brachyantha (malo sina) is the source of this 2576-nucleotide messenger RNA. Its product is annotated as transmembrane and coiled-coil domain-containing protein 4-like. The coding region runs from base 122 to 2068 and encodes 648 amino acids. The transcript has 15 exons. Lineage: Eukaryota; Viridiplantae; Streptophyta; Magnoliopsida; Poales; Poaceae. The record is from RefSeq and is a predicted model, not a curated record.